Molecule: messenger RNA, 1851 nt
Organism: Asterias rubens (European starfish)
Lineage: Eukaryota; Metazoa; Echinodermata; Asteroidea; Forcipulatida; Asteriidae
Exons: 7
Coding region: 456-1370 (304 amino acids)
Source: RefSeq, a predicted model, not a curated record
UGUGUGUGUAGUAAACGCUCAGCCCGAUUCCGCGGAGGGCAGGCGAUAAAUUCUUGUCUGGAACUCGCUAUUUCACUGCCAUUUAACGUUCUCAACACGUACUGGGUGUAGUGAAAUGUUGCGAUGUCAUAUCAGAUGUCACUGGUGUUCACAUUUGCCUUAAAAUAACGAAGAAACCUCGUUUAAUUUUGCAAUCUCUGCUGAUGUUCGAUUUACAUGAGAGACUCACACACGGGGCGUGACCUCAUCUAUUCAGUGACCUUUGACCUUAUGCAACCAGGAAGUACUGCACACACACACACAGCAUGCACUGCCGACUUUUAAAAAGUAUGGCGCGGCAAAAAUGAAAAUGGUUGAAUGCUGACAAGUUAAAGAACCUCCUCUUGAAUUUACAGACAUCGGUAAAACCUGUGACUUUUCUAACCCGGAAGCAGCAGCAUCUUUCAUUGUCCAGCAUGACAGAGGUGAUGGUAUCACAGCGGAGUCAAGAAUGGUUUGAGCUCAGACGAGGUUUGCAGCUGACCGCUUCGAGGUUUGGAGACGCUUUAGGAGUUGGACGAGGACGACCGUUCGAUUUCUUCCAGUCACUCAUCUCUGAAGACGCUUGCUACCAGGACAAGAAAGAGGAUGAGUGCACAGCGCAUGGCAUCAGAGUAGAACCAGUCAUUGAUGAGGCUUAUCAACUUCUUACUGGAAACACCACACAAUCGUCUGGCCUCUGGUUGCCAAAAGAGGGCAGUAUACUACAUGGCUUGUGUGGAGCAACACCUGAUGGAAAGAUUGUAUCUAGCAGUGAUCCUAACAAACUGAUAGGACUCGUAGAAUACAAAGCUCCUGUCUAUCAGAUGUACGAUUGCUCUAAGGUACCUCAUGGCAUACCAAGGAACUACAUGGCACAGGUGCAAGGACAGAUGGCAAUCAGCGGGGCCCCUUGGUGUGACUUCAUGGCGGUGUGCGUCAAGACUAAACAGCUCAGUCUACAGAGGGUCUUUGCUAAGCCGGUCUACUGGCAGUUCAUAGCCAAGAAGCUCCAGCAGUUCUGUCUGAUCUUCAGAGAUGCGAAGCAGCGCCAGAAGAAGAAGCAGCAGUUUCUCUAUCUCCCAGGUGUUCAGAGAUUGAAGGUUGAACCAAUGGCUAGGCAACCUUUCCCGGGAGAGGGGAGCAUCACUGUCAAGAAUCUCAUUCAGAGGAAUAGCAAAGGUCAAUACAAGUCACUGUCGUCGACAUGGCUAGAUUUUGAUUUCUUGAUGGGAUUAGAGCCGUCCAAUAAUCCCAUCCUUGAGGAUUAUGACUACGAGUGCCGGCUUAGAGAUAUAGACAGGGAGAUCAGGCAAGGUCAAAGUUCAUCAUCUGGGAACGACAUUAGGUGAUAUCGCUUUUUUUUUCAGUAAAAGAAAGUAAAACUCAACUUUAUUCUCAGAUGGGAGAUCAAGCAACUUUUCAGCUGAUCAGCAGAUUUCCUCUUUUUCUUUUCGAAACGGUGCCAUAGAAAACUGAAAAACACUGUACAAAUGUAAAGUGUGAUGGGCCAUUUACUUGAAAUUUGUUUGAAAUUAGAAAGUUGCGUGUCUAGUUCUAACUGAGGAAUCAUUGUAUUUGUAUAUAUUUUUAUGAGAAAUUUAUUCAGCUGUAUUAUAUAUUGCAUUGUGGCCAAGCAGUUUAGUUUGUAGUAUCUAAGUUCUAUCAUUUACUAGUUGGGGUUCAAAUCCUGGCCUAGCUGGUCACACAGCGUGUGUUAUUAAGUAAAACACAUCAUCUUUAUUGGUCCUACAGUUUGUUUGGUGUUUGUUUAGAUGAUCUUCCCAUCAAGGGAACUCGGGCAAACUCCCACAAGGGGAUAUAAACACUAAG